CAAAUUUCCAGACCUCAAAAUCUCCCCCAAAAUUUCCGAUCAAAGCUUGGACCUUUCUUCAAUCGGACGAUGGAUCUGGCGCCGGAGGAGCUUCAAUUUCUGUCUCUCCCAGACAUUCUCCGAGAAUCGACCUCAAUCCCGAAACUGUCCCCGAAAACCUUCUACCUCAUAACCCUAACCCUAAUCUUCCCUCUCUCCUUCGCCAUCCUCGCCCACUCUCUCUUCACCCACCCACUCCUCAACCAGCUCCAAGGCCCAUCCACCGACCCGGCCCAGCUCCACCACAAAUGGACCCUCCUCCUCCUCUUCCAGUUCUUCUACCUCAUCUUCCUCUUCGCCUUCUCUCUCCUCUCCACCGCCGCCGUCGUCUUCACCGCCGCCUCCCUCUACACCUCCAAGCCCGUCUCCUUCUCCAACACCCUCUCCGCCAUCCCCAAGGUCUUCAAACGCCUCUUCAUCACUUUCCUCUGGGUCUCUCUCCUCAUGGUGGCCUACAACCUCCUCUUCCUAGGGUUCCUCGUCCUUCUCAUCAUCGCCGUCGACUCGCAGAACCCGCUGCUGCUUCUCUUCUCCGGCCUCGCCAUUUUCGUGCUCUUCUUGGUUGUGCAUGUGUACAUUACGGCUCUGUGGCACCUGGCGAGUGUGGUGUCGGUGCUGGAGCCGGUUUAUGGGUUCGCGGCCAUGAGGAAGAGCUAUGAGUUGAUGAAGGGGAAGACCGGGAUGGCGUUUGUGCUGGUUUUCGGGUACUUGACGAGCUGUGGGAUCAUCGGAUGGGUGUUUGGGACGGUGGUGGUGCACGGCGGGAGCGAUUACGGUGUUUUCGUGAGGAUUGUGGUGGGAGGGUUCCUUGUGGGGCUUUUGGUGAUUGUGAACUUGGUGGGGUUGUUGCUGCAGAGUGUGUUUUACUAUGUUUGUAAGAGCUAUCAUCAUCAGGGGAUCGAUAAGAGUGCUUUGCAUGAUCAUCUGGGAGGGUAUCUUGGGGAGUACGUGCCGCUCAAGAGCAGCAUUCAGAUGGAGAAUUUGGAUGCCUGACAAAGGAAAGAUUGGAAUGGAUUUAUGUGUAAGUUUCUUUGUACUAAAUGUUGUAAAGAA
This is a messenger RNA of Fragaria vesca subsp. vesca, 1092 nucleotides long. RefSeq lists its product as uncharacterized. The transcript has a single exon. The coding region runs from base 70 to 1032 and encodes 320 amino acids. Lineage: Eukaryota; Viridiplantae; Streptophyta; Magnoliopsida; Rosales; Rosaceae. The record is from RefSeq and is a predicted model, not a curated record.